CGCGGAGGCAAAUCUAAGAAAGGUGGAGACUUCUGGAUAACUUCCUGCACAGUACUCUUAAGAAAAAUAAUACCUCACACUUCAACAAUAGGCCGACAUUAAAACAAAGUGGAAUGGAUUAAUAUCGCAAAUAAACGCGAAAACAAGCACUUCACCAGCGCAGUUCCACGCACAAGUAGGAUUUACCGCUAGCAUCCAACCUGCUAGCUUACAUCAGCCACCAGGACGGGAGAUUGUACACAUCAGAUCAAGACGGUCUCGUAUCGAAGGACAGUAUGGUUGAGGUGGUGGUGGAGUACGAGUACGCAGCCCUCCAAGAAGAUGAGUUGACCCUCAAGCAUGGCGACAUAAUCAAAAAUGUAAGAAGAAUCGAGGAGGAGGGAUGGAUGGAGGGAGAUCUCAAUGGAAGACGAGGCCUCUUCCCUGACAACUUUGUAAAGGAGGUGAAAAAAGAAGAGCCAAAGUCCAAAGAGGAGAAAAAGGAGGCUAAAGAAUCAAAGGAGGUAAAAGAACAGUCUCCAAUACAGCGGCGAUUGCCAGGGAACGUAGCAAGCCUGGUGCAGAGGAUCAGUACCUAUGGAAUCCCGGCAGGAGGACUGGGCUUACAGCCCCACUCUCAACCCCGUGCCUCAAAAAAGAAGCCCAAGAAGCGUCAUUGCAAAGUCCUGUUUGAAUAUGUGCCUCAGAAUGAAGACGAGCUGGAACUGAAGAUUGGAGACAUCAUUGACAUCAUAGAGGAGGUUGAGGAGGGCUGGUGGAGUGGAACCAUGAAUGGGAAGUCUGGACUCUUUCCCUCCAAUUUUGUGAAAGAAAUAGAAUCAGUUGAAGACACAGAGACCACCGACGUUACAGACGAGCCAGAUAACAGAGAUGGCACCUCUAGCCCCACAUCCCCUCACCCAGGCAACGGGGUCAUGGCACAGCCAAAGAAAGUUAAAGGCAUUGGCUUUGGUGACAUCUUCAGAGAGGGCUCUGUAAAACUUCACAAAGUCCAAAAAGCGUCUUCUGAAAGCGAGGAAAAGAAAGAAAAACCAAUUCCAUCAUUACCAUCUACCACAAAACCCACCCCUCUGAGCACUCCUGAACCCCCUAAAGGAGAAAAAGAGGCAGAGAGCAAAGGAAAAGUAAAAGAUUACUGCAAGGCCACCUUCCCCUAUGAUGCUACUAACCAAGAUGAGCUGGAUUUAAAAGAGGGUGACAUCAUCCAUGUACUGAGCAAGGGACAAUUCUCAAGUUCAUCAGUAAGACCAGCAGCACCAGCGCAGACCCCGGAUACUGGAGAGCCGGGCUGGUGGAGAGGAGAGAUCAAUGGAAAACAGGGAGUUUUCCCAGACAACUUUGUGACUCUACUUGCUGAAACAGACAAAGAGACUCUCACAUCCAGAAGCUCCAUUAAAGCGUCUCCUAAACAGGAACCCGAGGAGAAGCCAAAGAAGCCACCACCACCAUCCAAAACUCCAGUCCUGAAACCAGAGGCCCCCAGUGCGGACAAAAAGCAACCGCAGCCAGGGCCUGAGGAUAAAGUUGUUAAGCCCUUGCCAGAGAAACCCGCCAAACCAGCUGCACCCAUCGUCCCUCCCAAAAAACCUGUGCCUCCAAGCAAGGGACUGCUGCGUCCUACUUCCAUCCACUCAAAGCGGCCUGACUUACCUCUCGCACCAUCACCAGCCGCUAAGCAAGUGCACAAUGGAGAAGUUCCCCUUAUUCGACCAAAGUCGGAGUGCGAACCAUUACCCAGCAAGCCAAAAACAACUGUUGUGGAUGGCAGCGAGAAGGAUUCAGACAUGGUUGUAAAUCUCAUGAGUUUUGACGACUUCUCUACCUCUGAGAAGUUAUCCCACCCAACUGCAAACCGACCAAAGAUGCCUGGGAGAAGACUGCCUGGUCACAGAGGCAACUCUCCGAGCAAGGAGAUUAGCGAGAAAGCUGAGAAAACUGAGAAAGUGGAUGAAGUGGACGUUGUGCCUUCCCCACAGAGUGUGUUGAAGACUUCCACAUCAUCACCCUUACCAUCUCCUGCUCCUAAAGCUAGUCCAGCCACCCCAAUCAUACCUGAACCCAAACCAAAAGUCGACAAGGAGGAGGAGAAAUCUGAAAUGGAAGACCUUAAAGCUCAGAUGAAGGAGCUUGUGCUCUCUAUAGAGUUACUGAAGACACAACAAAUGCGAGAGCUCCACGAUCUCAGAAAAGAGCUGGAUGAUGAACGACUCAAACGGGUGGCCCUGCAGAUGGAGAUAGAUAAACUGAAGAAGAUUGUACAAUCAACAUGAAGUCUUGCUGGUCAGAUAGUUCUGCUGUCGUGUCAUGAGUGAAAAGUGACUCCAGAUGGAGGGACAGAUGUCAUACAUGUCAUCUUUACACUCACUGGCACUGUUCCACAAAUUGUAAGAUUCACAUAUUUGCACAUAAAGAGGGUUUUUUUUUUCUAGGUUUAGAAAAGUGUAAUUAUGACAGAUGUAAAUGUUUCUUUGUUUGUUUUCCUCUUUUUUUUUUUUUUGCCAACAAAAAUUAUUGAGGCCUUACUUUACUACUGUGCUGGAUAUGCAAUCUCUGCACUAAUUGAGAAGUGCAGCAGAGUAUGCAUUUAUUACUACUGAGUCUGUAUAAAAUGAUUAUGGUGGAUUAUGUUGUUUCCUUGUUUUUUUAAGAUAUUGGCUAGUUUUUAAAGAAAACUCUUAUGAUCUCAGCAAUAUUCUGUCUGUAUUAGCCUCUUUAGAUGAUUCUAAAAUAUAUGGCAUACUCUUGUUUCCAUAGUGAUAAUAUUCUGUUUCAAAAGGGAGAAAUGUUUUCAUUUGUUGUUUUCUAACAUUCCUAUCCAGGGUAACACUAUUGUGCCUGUUAAAGAUUUUAAUACUUUGUUAAUACUGGGAGCUCUCAUGCUAUAUAUAUAUAUAUAUAUAUAUAUAUAUAUAUAUAUAUAUAUAUAUAUAUAUAUAUAUAUAUAUAUACUGUAUAUGUGUAUACUUAGAUUUACAGCAUGAUAUAUUUUUAUUGUCUACUGAUUGUGGCGUCAUAAAGAAAGAAAAUAUACUGGAUUUAUGUGUCUGUGUUUGGUUACAAAUGUCCAUCCCUCCUAAGAAAAGGAAAACUGUUUAAGUGUUCAGUAGCAGUGUCAUUUCACCAUACAAAUGGCAAGCAAUCCUUUUUACAAUUUAAGUUCCGGUUUAACCGCAGCCUCAACACUAUGCUUUUGUCCCUGGAAAUGAAUUGUGGCCGCCACUAGAGGGUAAUCAUGAAUAUCCCGGUGUACACACCUCACCUUCACCUGGUGGUUCAUAGCCACAGCCUCGGUUUGAACCAAGCACUGGUGGAUGGAGGUUUGGUUACAACCCCGAUUAAUACUCACGGGUAUCUGGUACAUCCCGGCUCAACCGGGGGUGGCCUGCGGCGCCUCGGGGAACCGGACCAGCGCCCCCACCUCCAUUACUGGGCACCGGUCCUGGAAGUGCCCUGGUUCCCCGUAACUCCAACAGACCGGCCCAGGCUUUACGCCCACACCUGUAGCAGGGGAUUCACCAGCCUGGGGGGAAAGAGGAGGGAGAGAGAGAGAGGAGACCGGGGAGUUGUAAAAACCCUGGGAGCAGGGCGUAGGUUUGGGAGAAAUGCCUCUCCGUCUCCGGGGAAUGGGAACGGGACGCCAGGCGGUGGCACUGGACCCAUUCUGCCGUCCCUUUCGGUAGUCAGGUUAUAAACUGCGUUGGUCUUCCCCGGUCAACAGUGGCAAAAGGCGGACCGCCCUCUGGUUGGUGGGUCAUCCCCAGGAUUCGGCCGUCCACUCAAUAAAGGCCUCCAGGUCAUCCUGUGGGCCCAUUUUGAUGAGCGUGACGUGGGGCAUGGCCGGGGCUUUGGCCGAGGUCGCGGCUGAAGUUUCCCCCGGGGUACCAAGCUCCAUAACACCUGCCGGUCCUCAGCUUGGGCCUGAAGGAGCACCUGGAACUGCUGCUCUUGUUCCGUGCCUAGGUCAGGAGGGCCUGAUGCUGGGUUUGGUGGAUGUCAGCGAGGGUCUUGAUCACUUUGGCCAGUGGCGAGGACUCCAUGAUGGUGAUUCCUCCCUCUUCUUCCUGGGUUUCGGCACCACUGUGACAGGUUUCUGGUCAGUCUCAUGGGAAAUGAGGAAGCAGGAACCAGCAUACACACUUUAGUGUUGUUUAUUUUCUGCCGCUUUUCAGCAUACACACAAACAAAAACUCAAACGCUUAAUAAUCAUGAAGUAAUGCUCUCUAAAAUACAGGCAGUGCCGUCGUAGGACUCAGGUCCCUCUCUCCUUCCCUCUGGCUGCUUUAUCUCUCUCCCACUCUCACUACAUCACAAAAAAGCUGUAUAAAUCAUUCCCCACAGGUGUCAAUCUUUACCGCUUCCCUCUCCCGGCCUCGCUCUCCACAGAACGUCGCUCGACCAUGCCCCGUCUCCACAAAUGCUUUACUUCGUCUUGUGAAUUGCAACAAUUCUAGAUUAAAGCCCGCCAGUUCUAGAAGACUGGUUGGCUGGUUGAAACAUCUGGUACCACAGUUGUUUUAGAAACAUGCAGUAAACAAAACGCUCUCAUCAUACUAAAAAGUAUGUCCAUUCCUCAGGCUUCCUAACACUUUUAAGGGAAGUUCAUCCAAGAUUGAAAAUUGUCAUAAUUUACUCACUCUGAUGUUUUUCUUAUGUGGAACACAAGGAGAAAUUUUUAAGAAUGCUGACGCUGCUUUUUUUCCAUAAGAUGGAAGGGAAUGGGGACCGAGGCCGUCAGUCCUUAAUGUUCUACCUAACAUCUCCUUAUGUAGUCCACUAAAAAAGCAAGUCAUUUGGGUUCAAAACAACAUAAGGGUGAGUAAAUGUUGACAGAUUUUUCAUUUUUGGGUGAACUUUGCCUUGAAGAUUAAAUGAACCCCUUAAUUAUAUGUUAAAGCAUUCCGGAUCAGGGAUUGUUUGUUUGUUUGUUUGUCUGUGAGUGAGUGUGUGUGUGUGAGAGAGAGUAAAAAAGACUGCUUUCUGUUGACAGUAUUUGACAUGUUGAUUCCUAAAGCAAUAAGCAAACACAUCUUUACAAUUUCAUCUCUCCAUGUCAAAUUAAUAUGUUCACACUCAAUGGUUCAUGUACAUGGAAAAUUUGAGUUAUCUGUGUUGUCUGAAAUUGGGUAGAACAUAUUCCAUUUUAUUUCUUAAAAUCUCUCAAAAUGAUCUUGUUUACAUAAUUUCUGAAUUGCAUGAACUGAGAUUUUGUUUUGUUUUGUUUUUCAAAACUAAAUAAAUAUCAUGUAUAUUUACA
This is a messenger RNA of Myxocyprinus asiaticus (Chinese sucker), 5254 nucleotides long. Its product is annotated as CD2-associated protein-like. NCBI's taxonomy places the organism in Eukaryota, Metazoa, Chordata, Actinopteri, Cypriniformes, Catostomidae. The transcript has 20 exons. Gene Ontology annotation, cellular component: cytoplasm; vesicle; plasma membrane. Gene Ontology annotation, molecular function: protein binding. The record is from RefSeq and is a predicted model, not a curated record. The coding region runs from base 276 to 2270 and encodes 664 amino acids.